AUGAAGUCCAAACUUCUAUUAAAGAUCCGGAACACGCUAAUCAUCCCCUUCACCCGCGACAAGAGUAUUGAUGGCUGUGCUAUUGCGCGGCAGAGCCGUCGACGGGUGCACGAAACGUUCGGUUUGACUGACGAUGAAUGGACGGCCCUUCGAGACUACCUGACAAACUAUGAGGCGAUGGGGGUCGCAGUGCAGCGUGGGGAAUGGUUGACGAAGGAAUGUUCGCGGUUGGAAAGGACACUUGGGGAUAGCACAAAGGCCAUGGCUGAAAUAUCCCGUGAAUAUCGCGAAAUUAGCAAUGAAAAGGCUACCGCUAUUGGGCGUGAAAUGCGCCACAGCAGAGGAAUACUGGGCUGGCAUUUAUCUCCGGAGCUGUCUUUACGAUGCGUCGAGGCGGGGGGAUGUUGUGGCCGCAGUUGUCAAUGCUGCCGCAAGUAUCAAACUACGAGCUCUCUUGAAUGGGCAGGCCAUUGUACCCCUGCCUGUGGUUGCUGUAUGGAGCAUCACGGUACUGACAAGCUUAUCGGGCCACUGCAGGAUCCUAUCGAGCUUGGCUAUAACAUUCGCCCAUCUAAGGAGGACAUAUUCAGCCGGAAGAUGAUGGAUGCCCUUAUUUGGAAGCCUUGUGCUUCACAAAUAGUUGUUUUUUGA
This is a messenger RNA of Aspergillus puulaauensis, 651 nucleotides long. RefSeq lists its product as uncharacterized. The coding region runs from base 1 to 651 and encodes 216 amino acids. The record is from RefSeq and is a predicted model, not a curated record. Lineage: Eukaryota; Fungi; Ascomycota; Eurotiomycetes; Eurotiales; Aspergillaceae. The transcript is spliced from 2 exons.